AUGGCAGGAAACAUCGCGGCCCUCAUACAGGCAUUUGAGCUCGCUAGUACGUUUUUUACCCCUCGCAUCCUUCAAGGAGCUCAAGGCUACAUGGCUCUCCCGUCCCUAUUUUAUCCUCACCACAACGCUGUGAAGUGGAAGGCGAAGCGCCCAUCGCUAUCACUUGGUAUCGAUGGGGUGGCCCUCUCCAACGACAGCCACGCAACCAUCUUGGCCAAUGGUUCCCUGCGCCUGGAAAGUGUACAUCGGCGUUCACGGGGAGGAGGAGGAGGAGCAGCCGACACAGCCACCAACGCCAGCGAUUCAAGUGCCGGGGAGUAUAGUUGUGCCGCCCAGAACCGCUACGGCCUGCUGGUCAGCCGCAAAGCCCGCGUACAGAUUGCCACCUUGUCCAAAUUCCACAUGCACCCAGAAUCCAUGUCAGUCGAGGAGGGGGGCGUGGCCCGAUUCCAGUGUUUCGUCCAGGGGGUUCCCGAAGCUACCAUCACCUGGGAGCGGAACCGGACAGCUCUGCUAACGGACGACUAUCGGUUCACGUUGCUCCCAACCGGCAUCCUGCAGAUCACGGGAGCGAGACGUUCUGACGUGGGCACCUACCGUUGCGUGGCCAGCAACAUCGCCAAUACCCGCUACAGCCAAGAAGCUACCCUAAGCAUCAGCGUCUCAGCUCCUAAGUUGUACAAGGAGCCAGUCAUCUUGUCAGGCCCACAGAACCUGACCAUCAACGUCCACCAGACCGCCAUCUUGGAAUGCAUCGCCACCGGCAACCCACGGCCUAUUGUAUCUUGGAGCCGCCUGGAUGGGCGUUCUAUUGGCGUUGAGGGCAUCCAGGUGCUGGGGACCGGCAACCUCAUGAUCUCCGAUGUGUCUGUGAAGCAUGCCGGGGUCUACGUCUGCGCCGCCAAUCGGCCCGGCACCCGUGUGCGCCGUACGGCCCAGGGCAUACUCAUGGUUCAAGCUCCGCCAGAGUUUGUGCAGUGGCCCCAAUCCGUCUCCAAGCCCCCCGGCAGCAGCGCCAUCUUCACCUGUGUGGCACAAGGCGUGCCAGAGCCCCACCUCAUCUGGCUGAAGAAUGGCAAAGUCCUGGCGCCCGGCGAGAACAUCAAACUCACCCACAACAACAGCACACUGAUGAUCCAGCGGAUCACCUCAGCAGACGAGGCCAUCUACCAAUGCAUCGCUGAGAACAGCGCUGGUACCAACCAGGCCAGCGCCCGCCUGGCUGUGGCCCUUUCCAAGGAACUGCCCAGCUCCCCGGAAGGGGUCCAGGCGACGGCCCUCUCCACCACCUCCAUCCAGGUGUCCUGGCUGGAGCCCCCCAUGGAGGUCACCGAGGCCAUCAUAGGAUACGUGCUUCACAUCCGCAAGGCAGGAGAGUCUGACAGCCGGGAGCUGCAGGAGGCCGUCAGCAAAACCACUUUCCAGCACGUCUUCACCAACCUGGAACCCUCCACGACUUACUCCAUCUACCUGAAGGCUUAUUCGCCGCUGGGCGCCAGUCAGGAUUCCCAGCCCAUCUUGGCCACCACCCUGGGCAGCAUCCCUGCAACGUUGGGCUUUUUCACCAAGAUCCUCAACACCAGCUCUGUCCACGUCUUCUGGGAGCUACCCGCCAGGCCAGGCAGCAUUGAAGGCUUUAAGCUAUAUUUGCGGAAGCUGCCGAAUGCCCACUAUGAAGGCCCCCAGAUCUUGCCUGGCACCGCCAACUCUUUCACGUACAACGACCUGGAGCCAUCCGCCAUGUACGAGAUCAAACUCCAGGCCUUCAAUGGGAACGGCAAUGGGAACAGCAGCGUGCGGUUCGUGUCGCUCAAGGAGAACUCUGAGAGGCUUGAUGCCAACCCGGUGUGCCAGUGCGGGCAGGACGGGGACAGCUCCCUCGCCGGCAUCGUGGUUGGCGUCCACAUUGGCAUGGCGUGCAUUAUAUUUUGCGUUCUCUUCCUCAUGUUCGGCUACCGCAAGAGCCUCUUCUGUAAGAAAGGAACCCAAGAGAGUUGGACCGUCCCCCAGGGAACAGAGCUGGUUCAGACCACCGCCAGGGAGCCUCCCCAUGCCCAACGGAAGCCGGAGGGCAGGGCAAAACCUUCUGAGAUGGUGGAACUCGUUACUCAGAACCCCCCAUCCUCAGACGGACUCCCUACCCACAACACCCCCUGUUUCGAAGUGACGGUUGAACGUUGUCCUCCUUCCCAGCCCAGCGGUUAAGCCAAUGCAGGUGGGGGCGGGGA
Molecule: messenger RNA, 2228 nt
Organism: Euleptes europaea (tarantolino)
Lineage: Eukaryota; Metazoa; Chordata; Lepidosauria; Squamata; Sphaerodactylidae
Product: immunoglobulin superfamily DCC subclass member 3-like
Biological process (GO): cell-cell adhesion; axon guidance
Cellular component (GO): axon; plasma membrane
Molecular function (GO): protein binding
Source: RefSeq, a predicted model, not a curated record